AUGGCUACUUCCUUCAUCAACUCGCCAAUAUCUUUAAUUUCCGUCGCCGACAUUCGUUACCGUGGUAUUCUCACGAACAUUGAUCAUGAUGCAGCGACGUUGGGUCUCUCAAAUGUCUACUCUAUGGGCACGGAAAACAGGCGCCCCCCAGCGGAAUAUAUUCCUCCGCAGCCCAUGCCGUAUGACUAUGUCGUCUUUCGCGCGUCCGAGGUUCAAAACCUCGCGGUUGACACGGAGGCUCGACCUCAGCCACGGAAUAUAGUGAAUGAUCCAGCAGUCCUAGGCGUCAGUAUCACUUAUUCCCUUUCUCGCCUUCCACCUCAUGAUGAAAUAUUCACGGAUGUAAUAUCGUCCGAGAGCGCAAAAACCCAUGUGGAGCUUUCCGUUGCCUUCCUUCUGAGCCAUUUCCAUCGGUCCUCUACCUUUGUUGUCGUAAAGCUAACAUGCUCUCGACCACAGGUUCCUAACGCACCAUCCAAGCCCCAGCAACUGCCACCUCAAAACGGGCCAUCUCACGUUCAAAGCGAGGCUCCACCGGUUACUGUUCAUCAGCCUGCCACCACUGUGAAACCCUCAGCCCCUGUGCCCCAGCCAUCGCCCCAACCAGCGCCCCAACCAGUGCUUCAACCAGUCCCUCAACCAGUCUCUCAACCAGCCCCCCUGCCAGUCCCCCCUGUAUCUAGCUCACGAUUGCCUCUUGAUAACUCGCAAUCUCAGACCCAGUCACAACCUGCGCCUCAAGAACCCAGGCCCCAACAACCUAAUCCUCAGCCUCAAACUGUCCCAACACGACCUCGUCCACCUGUUGAUGAGAGUGGUCCCGUUCGUUCGGCGUCUACCUCUCUUGAAGCUGUCGAGAAGGCUUUGACAGACUUGCGGGUCUCUGCCCAACCUCUUCGGACCAGCCAUCCUGUUAUUAAUGGGUACCGUGGUCAGCAUCCCCGCCGAGGGGGUGGUGGCGGCAGGGGGAGAGGUUACGGCGGACGUGGUGGCGCCUUCCCUCGUGUGAGAAUUCCUCAGGAGGAUUUUGACUUUGUUGAAGCGAAUUCCAAAUUUGAUAAGGCAGCUCUCUACGCAGCUAAGUCCCCUCUGUCUGUAGGAACCCUCGCUCCGUCGGGGGCUGACAGUGCGGAUAUACCUGAGCCAGGCCAGAUAAUGGAGGAAAAAAAGGAGCCUCGGAAGUUCUAUGAUAAGAGUCGCUCGUUUUUUGAUGAUUUUUCCUCGGAUGCAAAUGUCAAGGACAUCGAUGCUCGACGCGGACGAGGUCGUGGUGGACGGGGGAUGGGGCGCCGGGACGAGGAAAGGACGAAGAACCUGACAACAUUCGGAGAGACCGGUGUGAAUCUUGGUGGAGGAUACUGGCUGGGUGGACGUGGGGGCGGAAGGGGAGGGUUCCGUGGCCGGAGACGCCCUUAUAACGCGAUAAAUCAAGUGAGCAACGUGUUUCCUGAGGCUUGA
Cantharellus anzutake is the source of this 1458-nucleotide messenger RNA. RefSeq names its product Scd6-like Sm domain-containing protein. The transcript is spliced from 5 exons. The coding region runs from base 1 to 1458 and encodes 485 amino acids. Gene Ontology annotation, biological process: cytoplasmic stress granule assembly; P-body assembly. Gene Ontology annotation, molecular function: mRNA binding. Gene Ontology annotation, cellular component: P-body. The record is from RefSeq and is a predicted model, not a curated record. NCBI's taxonomy places the organism in Eukaryota, Fungi, Basidiomycota, Agaricomycetes, Cantharellales, Hydnaceae.